UUUUGUAUUUUAUCUUAAAAUUUUAAAUUCAAAAUUCAAAAUUAUUUUUUUAUAACACCCAUUUUGUAGUUAUAUACAACAUGCAUACACAACAUUUGCCCCCUGCCCUCGCCCACUGUUCCCUUCCCGUCUUCUCUGCGAUCCAGUUCGGCUGCAGAUCUUCUCUUCAGAUCUGAUUCAAACGUUUGGGCAGAUUCUCGACUGAGAAACAAGAGAGAUGGGUCGUGGAGUCAGCAGUGGUGGAGGACAGAGCUCACUGGGUUACCUGUUUGGAAGUGGAGAGGCUCCCAAACCAGCUACAAACAAUGCCCAGCCUGUUCCAAAUCCAGGACAGGCCAUGAACGAUGGGCCUUCCCAGAAGCCUCCUGCUUCUCAGGCAGUUGAUUCUGCUGGUAAACAGAUUCCAGCUGGUAUUCAAGGCAACCUUUCAAACAACUACCUCCGGGCAGAUGGUCAAAACUGUGGCAACUUCAUAACGGAUCGGCCCUCUACAAAGGUUCAUGCUGCCCCCGGGGGUGGAUCUUCUCUGGAUUACCUAUUUGGUGGUGGCAGUAAAUGAUAUGCAUUCACAUCUUCAAAAUGGAAGUAUUGUUUGCCUAUUUCUAAUGGGAAAACUCUUGGAAAGAAAAGAGGCAGUGGGGGCAUUUGUCUUAAAAAAAUGGACCCAAAAAAAACUUCCAAUUGUUCCAUGUAGUAUGAAUGUGUGUUGUUGUGGUUGCUGUUUCCUGGGGAUUAUUCAAAAAAACACUAAAAGGGGCAUUAGGCCUUUCAGAUGCAUUAAAAAAAAACAUUUUGUUUCGCAAAGCUUCUCGAAGUAACAAAAAUUUCUCGAUGCAUUAGCCUCCUAUUUUAAUGUUAUCAAUCGUUAAGGUUUCUUGUUUU
This is a messenger RNA of Malania oleifera, 882 nucleotides long. RefSeq names its product protein SPIRAL1-like 2. Gene Ontology annotation, cellular component: cortical microtubule, transverse to long axis. Bases 218 to 559 code for a protein of 113 amino acids. The record is from RefSeq and is a predicted model, not a curated record. Lineage: Eukaryota; Viridiplantae; Streptophyta; Magnoliopsida; Santalales; Ximeniaceae. Gene Ontology annotation, biological process: cortical microtubule organization. The transcript is spliced from 3 exons.